AUGAACACAAAUUCGCUCACGUUCCUCAACGUUAUACUUGCUCUCGUCUUUGUCCUGGAGUGCGUUGGUGCGGGUGAACCAAAUCCAUGCAUUGCUUAUCAAUGCAAAAAGAAUCAAAGAUGUAUAUCAAACUAUGGAUUACCUCAAUGCAUAGCUCUCGACUUAAACUGCACCAAAGACGAAGUGGUAGGAGACUGUGGGAAUGUUUGCGAACCCACAUGUGCUGACGCUAAUGGCCAGAAAAGAGAAUGUCCAGCCUUUUGCGGGCCACCAGCGUGCGUCUGCAAACCGAACACUUACAGAUACAACGGGACUUGUGUAUCAGCGAAAGUUUGCAAACAAAAUGGUACCGACGAUAAUGGCGGUGUGACUCCGUGCAGCCGUUUCCCAUGCCCCAGUGGAUUUCAGUGUUCUGAAGGAGCUGUGAUCUGUACUUCCGAUGGAUGCGUGACCCGUCCAACGCAAUGUGUUCCUGAAAGCUGUCCAGAUAUACUUGGAUGCAACAACGUAACAUGUCCCAGAAAUAUGGAAAGGGUGACAUGCUAUCCACUUUGUGAAUUGGAUUGUGCCGGUGGCGACAGCUGCCCCGGAACUCAGUGCAACAGCUUGGGCAGAUGCGUUUGUAAAAAAGCUCAUUUCAGUUUAACCCUCCCGUUCGGAACCCUGGAUCUGAGCAAAAAUCCUGAGCAAAGCUCUGGAUCUGGGUUGUAUGCAGAAUAUAACACACAGGAAAUUGAGGCGAGAAGUCACGAAAACCAGAAGGAAAAAGCCUCGUUACCAGGAUUUUGGCAUUUCAUAGCAUUUCACAUUUGUAUUCCUUUGCUUAUGGUAGAACUAACCCAUUAUGAAGGUCCUUCAAGCAACACCUACUUGAAAGAAGCCGGCUGUUCUGCGAAUUUCGGCCAUUCCUUAAACGAUCAUUCAAAGAUGAAAGAAAUUCAAACGAGGAUCUGUACAGGAAGCGGAAGGACAUUAGAAACACAAUUUAGCACAAUCUCAUCAGUUACUUAUGAGGGAGGACCACCUGGUGCCGCACAACCUUCAACGGAUGGAGGAGAAGGAUAUCGUCGGCGAAUGCGCCACCACAUGCGUGCGAAGAAACUGAAGCUGAAGACCUUGAAGAAGAAGGUCGCUAGGAAAGCCGCGAAGAAGGUCAAGAAAGCACGAAGAAAGGUUGCUAAGAAGAACAAACAUUAA
Molecule: messenger RNA, 1197 nt
Organism: Necator americanus (New World hookworm)
Lineage: Eukaryota; Metazoa; Nematoda; Chromadorea; Rhabditida; Ancylostomatidae
Exons: 17
Coding region: 1-1197 (398 amino acids)
Source: RefSeq, a predicted model, not a curated record